AUGGCUGAUGACUUAGUGGGUUUGACAAAGAAGUUUCAUAAAGUGGUAAAAACUUUCUCUCAUGAGGAUCUCCUCAAGAUCACAGAAUAUUACAAGCCCUACCUGACCUACGUGAUUGAAUAUGACAUCACAAGUAUCCUGCAGAACCUGGUCACCAAGAACAUCCUCACUAAUGAUGAAGCCAAGAGAUUCAAAGCCAAAGAAAAAUUUGAGGGGCGAACAGAUGUGGAAUCCUUCAUCGGUGACAUAAUGAAGAUGGACAAAGCAAUACUGGUGAGCCUGUGGGAGGCAUUGGCUGAAGAACUUGUGAGAUUUCCAUCACCAAACAUGACAAAUAUACUGAAGGAGGUGACAGAAGCCGGAGUAGAACUCUUGAAGGUCAUUCAGGCAAGUCUCCAGCCAUUUCCCAUUGAUACUCAUACUAAAGGCCUCCAUGAGACACACAGAGCAGAUGUGUAUAAAUCCACAACAAUUCUGGAGGAUCAGGGUUCUCCUUGUGGUCCACGCACCAGUGCUGUUGGCUUUGAGACUCGAUACACAGAGCUGAUGGUCAUUGGUCAGUACAAAAGGACCUACAAUGAGACUCACCAUGAACUUGUGAAGAUGGGGAAGACUCAUGCAGAGCUGGUGGAGGAGCGGACAAAGGAAAAAUGUGAGCGAAUCUGGAAUGAACAGCUUUUUAGGAGGAGUCCAGGCAGUGAGACUGCUCCACACAUAAUAGUGGUCAGUGGAGUGGCUGGAAUUGGGAAGACCACCAUGGUCCAGAAGAUCAUGUUUGACUGGGCCAGAGGCACUCAGUACCAGAGGUUUGCAUUUGUUUUCUUGUUUAAAUUCAGGGAGCUCAACCUCCUAGACACAGAGACAGAGCCACAGAUGACUCUAACUAGACUGAUUAUAAGGCACUAUAAAUACCUCAAUGACCCAAGACUAAGGAAAAUCCUACAGAAACCUGAAUCUGUCCUCUUUAUAUUUGAUGGACUAGAUGAGUACAAACACAGACUGGACCUAACACCCAGGAAGCUCCCCUCAGGCCCAGAUGAGAGCUUUCCUGUCCACAUCUUGGUCUCCAACCUGGCCAGAAGGUCAUUGCUGAAGGGCUGUACAGUUUUAAUCACAAGCAGGCCAACAGCCUUGAAGACCCUAGACAUGGAAAGAGUUGAUCGAUUUGCAGAGAUCCUGGGUUUUUUCCCUGAGCAAAGGCUGAUGUACUUUAAGAAGUUUUUCGGUGAUGCUGAUCGGGGCACUGAGGCUUUUCAGUAUGUUGAGGAGAACGCCAUCCUGUACACCAUGUGCUUCAACCCCUCUUACUGCUGGAUUAUCUGCUCUGUGCUGAAGAGUCACUUCACAACAUAUGAUGAAGAGCGAGAAGCUGUCCCUAAGACUGUCACCGACCUUUUUGUGAUGUUUCUUCACAACAUUUUAACCAAUCAUAGGCGAGAAGCCAAAGACCACCAUGGAAUUCUGGUCAAAUUGGGAAAGAUGGCUUAUUAUGGGGUAGCCAACAAGAGUCUUGUGUUUUAUGACAAGUUUGAGAUGUCCACCUUUGGUCUCCAGACAGUCGUCUUGUCCACUCCAUUUCUUUCAGGGUUCCUCAAAGAAAUCCUUCAGAGAGAAAGCACUCUGGAGCAUACAACAUAUACAUUCUUCCACCUCACCAUACAGGAGUUCAUGGCUGCCUGCUCCUUCUACCUCAGUCCAUCAGAGGGUGUGGAGGACAUGCUUGUGAAGCUGGACUCUUGUAAAGAUGGCCGGUUUGAGAUUCUCACUCGAUUCCUGGCAGGACUGGCCAGGCCUUCUGUGUUUGAAACAAUGAAAGGAGUCUUGGGGGAGUUUGAGAGGAAGACAGGAAAGCAGAUCCUGCAGUGGGUGAAACAGAAAGCUGAACAGGUGUUACAUGGAGAAGAUAAAAGUGAAGCUCUGCAAGUGUGUCAGUGGCUCUAUGAGACUCGGAAUAACAGAUUAAUCAGAGACGCCAUUGGGAAGGACUUAAAGAUGGACUUUAGUAGGACAACUUUAUCUCCUUUGGAGUGUGCUGUGCUGGGCUCUGUCAUCAGCUGCUGUGGAGAACUUAAGGAGCUCGACCUAUCAGACACAGAGCUCACCCCAGAAUGCAUCAGGAGGCUGGCGCCGGGGCUCAUCUGCUGUAGACGUGUUGACCUUUCCUUAUGUCAUCUCACCUCCAGAUGUUGCUCACUGAGCAGCAACAACAUGGAGGAUUCAGGAGUGGAUGAGCUGUGUGGAAGACUGAGGAGUGAAAACUGCAAAUUAGAAAAACUGAGCCUGUCCUCAUGUGAUCUCUCGUCCAGAUGUUGCUCAGCUCUCUCUUUAGCUCUUUCUUCUCCACACUUACAGCUGACCAAGCUGGACCUGAGCAAAAACAACAUGGGGGAUUUAGGAGUGGCUCAGCUGUGUGAGGGGCUAAGGAGUGAAAACUGCAAAUUAAAGAAGCUGAACCUGUCUGGUUGUCAUCUCACCUCUGGAAGCUGCUCAACUCUCUCUUUGGCUCUUUCUUCUCCACACUCACGACUGACUGAACUGGACCUGAGCUGGAACAACAACAUGGGGGAUUCAGGAGUGGAUCAGCUGUGUGAGGGGCUGAGGAGUGAAAACUGCAAAUUAAAAAUACUGAGGCUGGUUUCAUGUUGCCUUACCUCCACAUGCUGCUCAGCUGUCUCAUCAUUCCUCUCUUCUCCACACUCACAACUGAUUGAACUGAAACUGAAUUACAACAAAUUGGGAAACUCAGGAGCUCAUCAGCUGUAUGAGGGGUUGAGGAGCCCAAACUGUAAAUUACUGACACUGUGGCUGUAUGGUAAUGAGAUCAGUGAGAGUGAGAAGAACAACCUGAGGUCACUACAGCAGGAGUUGCAGAGGACUGGACAACAGGUGGAUAUUGACAUAUAAGAAGACCGGACAUGGUGAUCAAUGUUCCCCAGUGAUGGCGCACCCCAGUCCAAUCAUUGUAUAUUCUUCUCUUAAUUCUUUAAUAAUCUCCUUAGCUAUCCUUCACUUUAAAUAAACUCUUAAUAUCUUCUU
Messenger RNA from Polypterus senegalus (gray bichir), 3036 nucleotides. RefSeq names its product NACHT, LRR and PYD domains-containing protein 3-like. Gene Ontology annotation, molecular function: protein binding. The transcript is spliced from 11 exons. Lineage: Eukaryota; Metazoa; Chordata; Cladistia; Polypteriformes; Polypteridae. Gene Ontology annotation, cellular component: cytoplasm. Bases 1 to 2904 code for a protein of 967 amino acids. The record is from RefSeq and is a predicted model, not a curated record.